UCCAAAAGCUUCUACAGAAAUUGCAGCUAAAGUACAUGCAGAGAUAGCAGAUUUUGAGAGAGAUGGGGAAUGGGAUGCUGCUGUGGAAAUGGUGGUUAAGGCAGGAGAUCCAAAAGCUAGGUCAUUGCCAGUUAACAACUGAUAUCGAUUUCGUCGCAGCCUUGAGAUAAUCAAGGUCAGUGAUAAUGGUUUAAAGGUCUUUGUAUCCUCGCAGCCAUUCGCAAUCCCACCCCUUUGAGUACAGAGAUGCAUGGUGAUGUUUGCAUAUAGGCCAUGUCAUGUAUGUUGCUUUGGAAAAAAUUCAUUUAACAAUAAACUCGUUAUUUUAUUUUUUAUUUUUUGUUCUCCGAAACAUCCUAAUUUUGUCUUUGUAGUUCCGUGAGUUAAAUAUUGUGAUGAGAUUUUCUUCUGUUUGACUCACAUAUGAAGGGUGAUAGCUCAGACAUCUACAUCAUAUGUGCUCACGUUUCUUGAUUGUAUUUCUUGGUAUGGCAGUCUACUGGAUCACCUCCAUCUGCCUUUCAUAUACCAUAUGAUUCUUUCAAACAACAAUUUGAUUCAAGUGGAACAAAUGAUUCUCACAACUUGAGCCCUUCUUGUGUUGUACCUUAGCAAGUUACCGCAAAGGAAUUGGACUAUGAGUUCAUUUGUUUUUUCCUUUCAAGCCCCACACUUGAUCUGUAUAGAUUAAUUGACUUAAAGUGUGAAGAAAUGCUUACAGGGAACCUGAGACUUAAUUGUAUAGCUUUAAGAACAGAUGGGAUCUUGUCUGAAGCUAGAUGGCUUCUUGAUCUUGAUCUUGUCGAGCAACUGGUUAGAGACAUGUAUGUCUUUGUUAACCGUAUUGCUUUUCCUCUUCAUUAUGUAUCAAUCUCCAGGAUAUGCAAACGAUGGCUAACUUCGAAAUUCAUUUCUUGAUCCCCCAGAAUGCUUAUUUUUGUGAAGUGCUUCAGUUUCUUUGUUCGAGUCAAUUCCCUUAUAAAGUCUUGAUGUUAGCUCGGAUGUGUCAACUGGAGAACAAAAUAUUUUCUGUUGGAGAACCUUCUUAUCGUGCUCGUAGAAGUAGAAUCAAAAGGGUGCGAGAAGGCUUUGAGAAUUCCCUCAAGGGAAGGAUUGAACUUAUUGACAGUUAUGCAAGAGUAUGUGUUUCUAUCCGUAAAAACACCAUAACUCAAGACAUGAGAAACCCCUCCUCCACUUGCUCCCCUACUCAAAGGGGUAGUGAAAAGAAAGGACAAAAAUAUAUCCUUUAUGUUUUCUCUUCACCGAAUAUAUGGUGAAAUCUUUC
Messenger RNA from Rubroshorea leprosula, 1288 nucleotides. NCBI's taxonomy places the organism in Eukaryota, Viridiplantae, Streptophyta, Magnoliopsida, Malvales, Dipterocarpaceae. The record is from the annotation of a GenBank genome assembly.